AGUUUCAUUAACAGCCGGCAGAGGAAUCUGUAACAGAGGAAAAGCAGAGCAAAAAGGGAGCAAUCUUAAGAUUAAACCUAACUUUAAUCUGCGUUAACAUCAAUCUUAAGACACGAUGACGAUGAUGUCCAAGCUUUCCACGGAGCUAGUUGAGGAGAUUCUCUCAAGGGUCCCGAUGACAUCUAUGAGAUCAGUCCGAUGCACUUGCAGAAACUGGAACACUAUAUGCAAAAACAUAACCUUUACAAACAAGCAUCUUGCUCAGAGAACAGCAGCAGCAGCAUCAACAAGUAAAGGCGAGAUUUUGACGGUCGUGAUGAUGAACUGUAGUCUUCAUCUGAUGAGGGUCAAACUCCAAAGAGGACUUGAUCCAACGGUAAACACUACCGGUAAGCUUAUUAGCGUUGACGAUUCAUACCAAGUCGUUGUGUCUCGAGUGUGUCACUGCGACGGUUUGUUGCUAUGCACAACCGAAGCCUACUCUUGGCUCGCUCUUUGGAACCCUUUCACGGGCCAAACACAUCGGAUUUGCGUUGAGCCUGUAUCUGUUCGCCACAGAAAGCUUUGGUACUCUCAUGCUCUCGGGUACGAGGAGGUAGGCAAGUCGUGCCACCGCGUCUAUAAGAUCUUGAGAUUCGCUGGUCUUGUGCACGAAAUCUAUGCGUUGAACUCUGGUUCUUGGAGGGUUCUUGAUGUUAGUCCAGACUGGUACAUAGAUUACGAUAACCAUGGUGUUUCAUUGAAAGGAAACACGUACUGGUAUGCUAGGGCAGCAGGAGUAGGUUUCUUGCUCUGUUUCGAUUUUACGAGAGAGAGAUUCGGACCGCGUCUGCCUCUGCCGUUUGAGUCUUUCUCCGACGAUGCUGUGAUUAUGUCUAGUGUUGGGGAAGGGGAAGAUAAGCUUGCGGUUUUGUUUCAGCAUCGCGAGACGUUUGAGAUGGAGGUUUGGGUUACGACUAAGGUUGAGCCUAAUGCUGUGUCUUGGAGCAUGUUCUCUGCGGUUGAUAUGGCGCCAUUGAGUGGUUUUCGUUUUUCAACUGGUGGGAGUUUCGUCAUAGACGAGGAGAAUGCAGCUGUGGUUGUCUUUGAUGAAGAUAAAAAUGUGGAGAAACCGACUCGCAAUACUGCUUACAUCGUUGGAUUUGGAGAGAGUAGUUACUUCGGAGAGGUUGAUCUCGGGAAGAUUACAACAGGGAAAGAGGGCUUUCCGCAUGCGUGCUCCUAUGUUCCAAGUUCAGUGCAAAUCAAACCAAACUUCAUGAGAACCAAUGGCAUAGAUUGAUCUGGUUUGUUGAAGUCAAGUAUAUUUUUGAUCUCUUCUAAUUAUCUUCGAAUGCAUAUAUGGUUUGUCAAAACUAAUUUUAGUGGAAAGCAGUGUGUAUUAUAAUCUAUGCUUUGAUAAGACUUGAGAGAUUGGUGAGAUCGAUGCCACAUCCUUAGCUUUUACGUUUCAUCUUUUGACUCAAUCCCAAUGGGUCUGGCUUGUAUAUUUUUCUCUUGUAUGACUGGAUCUUUUAGAACAAAACACUCGUGCUCUAUGCUCCUGCUGAAUAAAUGGCUUGAUGUAUGGUAUUUUAGACAA
Raphanus sativus (radish) is the source of this 1582-nucleotide messenger RNA. Its product is annotated as putative F-box protein At3g17620. The record is from RefSeq and is a predicted model, not a curated record. Lineage: Eukaryota; Viridiplantae; Streptophyta; Magnoliopsida; Brassicales; Brassicaceae. Bases 116 to 1282 code for a protein of 388 amino acids. The transcript has a single exon. Gene Ontology annotation, molecular function: protein binding.